AUCAGUGAGGAACACGAGUUUGUGUGAAUCAAAGAGAUUAUUCUUUUCAAAGAUAAAAGUGUAUUAUUAUUAGAUCAAAUGGCAGCACAACGUGCAUUACCACAGAGCAAAGAAGCCUUGUUGAAAUCGUAUACAACGCGAUUGAAGGAUGACGUUAAAUCGAUGUUAGAAAAUUUCGAAGAAAUCGUCAAGCUUGCUAAAGGUGAAAAUGACUCGCAACUAUCACGGAUGGCACAAUGCGAGCAGGACACGUUUGAAAUGCAUGUCAGAGCAGCUAAUAUCGUUAGAGCUGGUGAAUCUCUGAUGAAGUUGGUUUCAGAUAUAAAACAGUAUCUGAUUCUUAAUGAUUUCCCAUCCGUUAAUGACGCUAUAGCUCAUAAUAGUAAAUUAUUCAGAACGAAGCAAGCCGAAUGUGAUCAGAAACUAGCAUCUUUAAGAGACGAUAUGGCAGCUGAUUUGUACGACCUAGAAGAAGAAUAUUAUACUUCGAUAUAUAAAUAACAUCUGUUAAAUCUUAGGAAAUUUCUAAUUCUUUAAGUUCGUGAUAUCAUAAACUUUAAAUAUUUAUUUAAAUAAAUAGGAUUAAUUUUUAUAAGAUGACUCUCUUAUUUGUUUUCAUUGAUUAUGGCAAUACACAUAGAAUAUGAAGUAAGACAUACUUGUUUCCUUUUAUUACUUCAAUAUUUUGACACACAUACGAUACAUCACACGAUAUUUCUAAUUAAUAAGCAUAUUCGAUAAUGUAGUAUUGUGAAUUCAAGCGUCAAAUGUUAAGGAUGAUCAUAAAUGCUACUUGCAUAAUAAUAUGGACUCCGAUGAUCGUACUUGCUCAUAUUGUACAAAUAUAAUUUACAGAAAUAUUACGGAGUUCCCCCAAUUGCAGUAAGGAGAUUAAAAUCUACUUUACAAAAGAGAUACAAAUCAAUACUUUGUCAAUAAAUUUGGAAUGCUACGCGUACAAUCUCCCUAAAUCCGCGCAGUUAUCGAUAGCAUGCAGAUAUAACCCUAGUCUUCUGACUGUUCUUGUUUCCGAGCAUUUCCUUGAGAGUUACUAUCGAGUACUAGAAGAAUAACAAGAGUAUCACAGUGUAAGCACAACGCUGUGACAUUGAUCCACUAAUUGAUGGAUCUUGUAUAUAUAGGCAAUUAAAUAAAAGUAUUACAUCACAAAA
This is a messenger RNA of Vespula pensylvanica (western yellowjacket), 1172 nucleotides long. RefSeq names its product mediator of RNA polymerase II transcription subunit 22 (gene MED22). The record is from RefSeq and is a predicted model, not a curated record. Gene Ontology annotation, cellular component: mediator complex. Gene Ontology annotation, biological process: regulation of transcription by RNA polymerase II. The coding region runs from base 79 to 501 and encodes 140 amino acids. The transcript has 2 exons. Gene Ontology annotation, molecular function: transcription coregulator activity. NCBI's taxonomy places the organism in Eukaryota, Metazoa, Arthropoda, Insecta, Hymenoptera, Vespidae.